CAUUCAUUCAUUCAGACAUUAAAUCAAACAGUCUCACCGCAUCCCUCCAUUUCCCCAAUCCCGAUCCCCAAUCUCCACCAUGGGCGCCACCGCCAACGGCACCUCAGCUCAGCCCUUCAAGUUCCUCAUCUACGGCCGCACCGGCUGGAUCGGCGGCCUCCUCGGCAAGCUCUGCGAGGCCCAGAGCAUCGCCUACGUCUACGGCUCCGCCCGCCUCCAGAACCGCGCCGACGUCGAGGCCGACAUCGCCGCCGUCAGCCCCACCCACGUCUUCAACGCUGCCGGCGUCACCGGCCGCCCCAACGUCGACUGGUGCGAGUCCCACAAGGUCGAGACCAUCCGCACCAAUGUCGUCGGCACCCUCACCCUCGCCGACGUCUGCCGGGAGAAGGGCCUCGUCCUCAUCAACUACGCCACCGGAUGCAUCUUCGAGUACGACGCCGCGCACCCCCUCGGCUCCGGCAUCGGCUUCAAGGAGGAGGACACUCCCAAUUUUAUCGGAUCUUUCUAUUCCAAGACCAAAGCAAUGGUUGAGGAUUUAUUGAACAACUAUGAGAAUGUCUGCACCCUGCGAGUCAGGAUGCCCAUCUCUUCUGAUCUUUCUAACCCUCGUAACUUCAUUACAAAGAUUACUCGAUAUGAGAAGGUUGUGAAUAUACCAAACUCCAUGACAAUCUUAGAUGAACUUCUCCCAAUAUCCAUUGAGAUGGCAAAGAGGAAUCUCACCGGAAUCUACAACUUCACUAAUCCCGGAGUUGUGAGUCACAAUGAGAUUUUGGAGAUGUAUCGGGAAUAUAUAGACCCUAGCUUCACUUAUAAGAACUUCACUCUUGAGGAGCAGGCUAAGGUGAUUGUGGCUCCGAGGAGUAAUAAUGAGCUUGAUGCCUCAAAACUGAAGAAGGAAUUUCCGGAGCUCUUGUCCAUCAAGGAGUCCCUCAUCCAGAAUGUAUUCAAGCCAAACCGAAAGACUCCUGUAGCUUGAAGAACAGAGAUCCUAAUGUUUGCCAUGGGAUGGCAUCAAUUUCUUUUUCUUUACUUUCUCUUUUUUUGUCUUUCUUGAUCUGUGCUUGAAUACAUUUCCUCUUAUAUUCUGUGCUUGAAUGCAUUCCCUCUGUUAUUCCUGUUACCAUAUUACAUGUAAGAGCUUGUCGUUUAUUUGUUGAUUCCGUGUUGUAUUAAAUUGCUACAUUUAAUAAAUUAGAUGAAAUUUUAAAUUA
Molecule: messenger RNA, 1217 nt
Organism: Salvia hispanica
Lineage: Eukaryota; Viridiplantae; Streptophyta; Magnoliopsida; Lamiales; Lamiaceae
Gene: NRS/ER
Product: nucleotide-rhamnose synthase/epimerase-reductase
Biological process (GO): S-adenosylmethionine biosynthetic process
Cellular component (GO): methionine adenosyltransferase complex
Molecular function (GO): methionine adenosyltransferase regulator activity
Source: RefSeq, a predicted model, not a curated record